Solanum dulcamara is the source of this 1993-nucleotide messenger RNA. Its product is annotated as probable inactive poly [ADP-ribose] polymerase SRO5. The transcript has 5 exons. Lineage: Eukaryota; Viridiplantae; Streptophyta; Magnoliopsida; Solanales; Solanaceae. The record is from RefSeq and is a predicted model, not a curated record. Bases 494 to 1615 code for a protein of 373 amino acids. Gene Ontology annotation, molecular function: NAD+ poly-ADP-ribosyltransferase activity.
CCAACUCACACGCCUUCCCACGCAAGUAAACAAAAGAAAGAAGAAAUCCGCCGGCUCAUGAAAACUGAGUGCUAUAUACAUAAAAAGAAAGAAACCAACUUCACCGCCCCCUUGAAAGCAAGUAAUAAACUUGUGGCGGUGUUUUUCCGUUGGCUAUUAAUUCUCCGUUUAUUUCAUUCUUUUCACCAAAGUUACCAAACUUACAAAUCCCACUUCUUCAUUGAUUUGGUUAUAUAUAAUUCUCCAGUUCUUUUGGGAUAGAUAGAAUUCACAAUUAUUGAGAUUCCACAAUGUGCUUUUUGUUCUUCUAAGCAAGUAUUGAUUCUUUUCUGAUAUUUUUUUUUUCAUUGUGAAUAUUCUCUUCUUCUUCUCUACUUUACAUUCUGUUCUUUUCUUAGCUACCUUCAAUUCGUAAUCAAUAAGAAUCAAAUUCUCUACGGAAAUUGAUAGAAAGAUUCGAAUAGAUUUAAUUACUCGUUCGAAUUAUUCUGCAAUGGAGAACUUUGUGAAGCCUCAGUUCUUCUCCUUUAUGCGUGAGGAAGCAGCAGUUCAACAAUACCCUACGCAUCACAACAUUAUGGCUCAUUCCAGAUUUGAAAACCGAUUUGCGGAAUAUACAAGCUCAAGCACCGAUGACGUGCAAGAUCCAGAAGUUUCCGAUUCGGAGAGUUCGGUUGUUGGCUCUGUACAUGAGGAGAAAAGUUCUGGUUUGAUGAAAAUUGAUGAAGGCGAUAAGAUACAUGGAAUUGUCACCAGCAAGUUUUUAUCGGGAUUGGGUUGUUUUGGAUCAUCAACGCAAAUUACGGCAAUUCACAAGGAAACUUGCUCUAGUUUCACCAAGCAAGCGAAGCUUCAAUCGUUCCUUAUUUUCUCUAAAGCUGUGGAGAAAAAGUGCGGAGGAAAUGCUAAUGUGAAGUAUGCUUGGUUUGGAGCUUCGAAAGAUGAGAUUAACAACAUAUUCUCACAUGGUUUUUCUUAUCCUUCAAACAAUGGAGCUUAUUCUCAAGCCAUAUGCCUUACUCCGGAUGAUAAUCCACUCGAUUGUCUGCAAACUGCUGUUCCUGAUAAAAAUGGGUUAAUGCAUCUAUUGCUUUGUCGUGUGAUACUGGGGAAAAGUGAAGUAGUUCAUCCUGGAUCAGGACAGUGCCAUCCGAGUUCUGAGGAAUAUGAUACAGGGGUUGAUAAUUUAUCUUCUCCUAGAAAGUAUAUUGUGUGGAGUACUCACAUGAACAGUUACGUUUUCCCAGAAUUUAUGGUCAGUUUCAGAGUCACCUCACAUGCCAAAGAGACUCAAAGGAAUGCAGUUCAUGUUCAGAAUCCAAAAUCACCUUGGAUUACAUUUCCUGCACUGAUUUCUGCUCUAUCGAAAUUCUUGCCGCCUCAGACUGUCAAUUUGAUUACGAAAUAUCAUAGUGAUCAUAAGGGGAGGAAAAUCACAAGGCGAGACUUGAUUCAACAAGUGAGGAAAUUAGCAGGAGACGAGUUGUUAACUGCAAUCAUCAAGUCCUGCAAGAAUAAGCAAAGCAAAGGAUCAACUGGAAACUCAUCCAGCACAAGCUCAAUUAACUCUAAACAACGAGAUGGAAGAUGCUGUGCUUGCCAGAAGAGUUGUUGAAUAAUUUUGUUGACGAAUAUAUGGACAUAAGCAGAGAGAAUGAAACGUUACAAGAAGAUUGACAUCCACUAACCAAGCCAAAUGUGACACAAGGAGGGACUAGCCUGCUGCUGUUGAUUCAUGGGAUGAAAAUGAUAGUAUCUUCUAACAAAUUAGUCUUUGAAGUUAAGCUCAAUUCCCCUCGAACCUGUGUAUCUUUUCACACGCUGUUUUUUUGCUUUGUAACGCCAAAGUUGUCUUAAGAGUAAAGAGUGUAUCCCAAUGUAAUAGACAGUUGUAAUAGUUCCCCUGAUCAAUCCUUGUUGAUGGAUUUAAACAACAAAUUGCUAUCCAAUUAUGUUAGAAUAUCCAUUUUGUUAAUACCCUUAUUACCCUUUA